Messenger RNA from Pseudo-nitzschia multistriata, 1436 nucleotides. Lineage: Eukaryota; Bacillariophyta; Bacillariophyceae; Bacillariales; Bacillariaceae. The record is from the annotation of a GenBank genome assembly.
CGUUUCGUAUCGUACAGUACGUAGUAGGAACCGUUCUGUCUCUCGUGACACCUAACAUCUUUCGAGACGAGAACAAUUUCUUCGCAAAUAAUAUUUAUGAACAGUAGUAGUCACAAACUUCUAUUUGACCCUACGAAACGCACCAAUAACACAGAGACGAAAUUCACCAAGAGCACAACACGCAGUACAUUCGUACCAUGAAGUAUCUCCUGUUUUCGUUGUUUUUCAUGUUGAUAGGAAGUGGAUAUUCCUUUUCCACUCCGUCGCGAGUCUUCGUCGGAACACCAACGAAAACGAGAACACGCCUAGUUCAAGAUUGCAUGGUAAGAUAAUACCACCAUGGUUACAAUGGAGCAAAGUGACGAGAUUAAACAUGGCUCGCGGUUUCAUUCGAAUUCUCGCCCUUUCUUUUCUAAUUGUCUCCUCUGCCUUAAUUCGUUGUAGACUCCAAAUCCCAAAACACUCAAAAGUACCGACACUAUUGAAGAUGCUAUCGUCGCCCUGCUAUCGGCAGGAUUCAACGGCGCACCCGUUAUCGAUCCAAUAACGAAUAAUUUGGUGGGUUGCGUCAGCGCUUUUGAUUUCAUCCAAAGGGAAGAAACCGGGGUGCUCCUUCCCUUCGACAUGGAAGACCCCGAAAACCAAAGGGAAAUGUCAAUCAAUGCUAGAAAAAUUGUUGCCACGACGGUAGGAGAAUUGGCAACGGAACCAGCCUUGACGAUUCACAUGGAUACAAAUAUGAAAGAUGCUGCAGAGAUGCUGACUCAAAAGCAAAAACAUAGGUUGUGCGUGGUCGACGACAACAACAACUUGGUAGGUAUUCUUUCAACAUCUGAUGUGAUGAGAAACAUCGUCGAAGUUCUCAAGGCAUUGCCCGAAACGUCAUCUGCAGAAAUGUCCAACUCCGAGCUCGCUCCGUGAUUGCGGAAACGCGUGAUACAAAACUCCGAAGGAAUGACAAGUGUUGCGUUUCGGCCAUCGAGAUUUAGUUGCCGUUCAAACGGUAUCUGACCUUUCGACAAGAAAUCGACGACAGAAAGACCAAACUGCUGAAUUUCUUCUUGUGUAUUGGUCCUUCGCAAAAUCUGUCGUAUCGUGCAGCUUAACUUGCUUAGUUGUGUUAAUCGCCGAAUUUUAGAUUUGAUAUUUUUUUGUUGCUAUCAAUAUCUCGACAAGUAGCUACGCAGAAUCAAUACCAGAGAGAAGGCAGUGAGGAAUUGUUUGCAAUUCAUAUCCGUCUUUGGUGCAUUGAGUUCUCUGUCGUGUUUGAACAAACUUCAUGCAAUUCAGUAUGCAAAGAAUCUUUGAACACAAAACGAGGUGGUCCUGAUUUAUUCAAUCUACUCAUGAGGCUGUGUGAACUAUGACUAGGAAGAUGAUUCAGAAUUCAUUCUAGGGACACGACAAACACUAAAUAAUAAAAAGACUAAUAUGUA